GUGUGACUAUCUACUGUGCUAGAAACAGAACAUGGCCAAGGAGUAAAGAAUUUAGAAAGGUAAGAUGUAGCUUUUAGGUUUCCUGGGUCUAUAGUCAGCAAUAGAAGGAUCACACAAGCUGAGAAGUUGAAAUACAAAGUUGCCAUAAGAUGCUAUAAGGUCACUGCUAACUAGAAAUGGCUUCAACACCACGUUAUGCCUAAAAGGAGCAUAGAACCUCAAAGGCCCACACAAUUUCUGGUGAAGCUGGGCAACUCAAUCUCUCUGAGCCUCUCCUCUGGAAUUAUAAUAAUACCUAACUCAAGAGCGUUGUCAGGAUUAAGUGAGAUGAUCCAUAUAAAAUACAUACUUGCCCAGAAGCACCGCCCCCCGUACGUGCGUGCUUGAGCGAGCGUGCGCACAGGCUGCUGGGAUGCCGCUUUUCCCUUCUCGGUCUUCCAGUUUCCCGGCGUGCUUCGGGACCGCCAAAUGGGAGGGGGAGACGCAAGAUGGCGGCACCCGCGAACUCCGGCUCUACCCUCCCGCUGUUCGAUUGCCCAACCUGGGCAGGUAAGCCCCCUCCCGGUUUACAUCUGGAUGUAGUCAAAGGAGACAAACUAAUUGAGAAACUGAUUAUUGAUGAGAAGAAGUAUUACUUAUUUGGGAGAAACCCUGAUUUGUGUGACUUUACCAUUGACCACCAGUCUUGCUCUCGGGUCCAUGCUGCACUUGUCUACCACAAGCAUCUGAAGAGAGUUUUCCUGAUAGAUCUCAACAGUACACACGGCACUUUCUUGGGUCACAUUCGGUUGGAACCUCACAAGCCUCAGCAAAUUCCCAUCGAUUCCACGGUCUCAUUUGGCGCAUCCACAAGGGCAUACACUCUGCGCGAGAAGCCUCAGACAUUGCCAUCGGCUGUGAAAGGAGAUGAGAAGAUGGGUGGAGAGGAUGAUGAACUCAAGGGCUUACUGGGGCUUCCAGAGGAGGAAACUGAGCUUGAUAACCUGACAGAGUUCAACACUGCCCACAACAAGCGGAUUUCUACCCUUACCAUUGAGGAGGGAAAUCUGGACAUUCAAAGACCAAAGAGGAAGAGGAAGAACUCACGGGUGACAUUCAGUGAGGAUGAUGAGAUCAUCAACCCAGAGGAUGUGGAUCCCUCAGUUGGUCGAUUCAGGAACAUGGUGCAAACUGCAGUGGUCCCAGUCAAGAAGAAGCGUGUGGAGGGCCCUGGCUCCCUGGGCCUGGAGGAAUCAGGGAGCAGGCGCAUGCAGAACUUUGCCUUCAGCGGAGGACUCUACGGGGGCCUGCCCCCCACACACAGUGAAGCAGGCUCCCAGCCGCAUGGCAUCCAUGGGACAGCACUCAUCGGUGGCUUGCCCAUGCCAUACCCAAACCUUGCCCCGGAUGUGGACUUGACUCCUGUUGUGCCAUCAGCAGUGAACAUGAACCCUGCACCAAACCCUGCGGUCUAUAACCCUGAAGCUGUAAAUGAACCCAAGAAGAAGAAAUAUGCAAAAGAGGCUUGGCCAGGCAAGAAGCCCACACCUUCCUUACUGAUUUGAUAUUUUUGGUCAUGGAGAAGGGUGGGAUUGGGUGGGAAUGGGGUGGAAGGGUGAUGGGGAGCUAAUGAACUAGGGGGAAAAACUUUCCAUGUGUGCGGUAUCGUCUUUCAGAAUGUCUCCUGGCAUCCUAACCAUGUAAUAUGACAAUUGGGGGUGGGGUUGAAAUAGCCCAUAAAGACCUGUCUUCACAACACUUGCAGUGUAGAGAAAGGCUUCUUAUAUCCUUUUCAAUAGACUGCCCUGACUCUUUCCUAGGCCUUCCACUACCUCCUUUCUUUCUCCCACUCUCUAGGAUCGUUUUUAUGUAAAGUCACAUAUCCCAGGCCCUCAGGUUGAAUCCAGAGCUGUAGACGUUACAGUAGCAUCACCAGCCUUGGGGGUCCAGCAGCCUAAUUUAUAUUCACUAUCCUUGCAAGUCCCAGGUAGCAGAAGGGUUGCCAUAGAUCUCAGUUUGAUCAAAAAGAAGGCUUAGAAUUCUGCAGUUAAGCUGAGGUUUAAACUAAAAAAUGUUUCCUUGGGUCAGUGGUUUUGAGGUCCAAUAGUUAGGCUUUUCUAUUUGUCCUUCCUGUUGGAAUGAAAACAUUUCGAUUUUCCUUCAUCUGUGACUGGUGCCAUAGACACAGGUUUAUAGUUUUAACUUACAGUAUUGUUGGAAAUUUACCUGUUUUUCUUGUCAAACCUGAGCACUCCACCUGCUGAAGUUUCUUAUUUAAUUCCAGAAUACUGUCCUCUACUCUAAGGCAUUACUUUUAACUGUAUUAUGAAGGCAGUUUUCAAAGGAUAUGACCAGUUGGGGUAAUUCAAAUUAAAAAGGAAGAGAUUUGUUUGGAAGUAACUGGUGUCUCUAAGAGGAAUUUUUAGAUGUCAGUUUGGAGGCUCUUUCCCCCCUCAAUUGAGAGCUCUUGUUAUUCAGAGCUCCAAGACUAGACCUGGCUAACAAACAUAGGAGACAAAGUUAGGAAACAUUGAUACAAGCUUUGUACAGAGAUUUGUACAUUUGUGUAAUAGGCCUUUUCAUGCUUUAUGUGUAGCUUUUUACCUGUAACCUUUAUUACAUUGUAAAUUAAACGUAACUUUUGUCA
Molecule: messenger RNA, 2626 nt
Organism: Pongo pygmaeus (Bornean orangutan)
Lineage: Eukaryota; Metazoa; Chordata; Mammalia; Primates; Hominidae
Gene: PPP1R8
Product: protein phosphatase 1 regulatory subunit 8
Exons: 9
Coding region: 489-1544 (351 amino acids)
Molecular function (GO): protein binding
Source: RefSeq, a predicted model, not a curated record